GGGCCCGAAGGCGAAGCGUUUGUGGCUAUUUUUUUUAUUCAUGUUCGUUUUCCGUCUAAACUAAAAAUACAUUAGUAACUAACAGAACGGCUAGUCCCUGCCGAGAAAGCGCCGGCUAAUUAAUCAGAAAAGGCCGGAAAGUCCCCGUUUGUGCGUGUGUCCGUCGACAAAGUGCCCGACAUACAGAAAUCUCACGAAUAUUUCAAUAAAUUCGGUUAAAAAUUCGCCAAAAUAAAAUUUCAUUGUCUGACGCCGCCGUCAUCCGUGAAGAGCGCGCGUGAUGCACAUAUGAAAAAGUUAAUUCAAGUAUCAUAAGAAAAGAGAGUGAAGAAAAGUUCCUUAGCAGCAGGCAAAAGAAGAAACCAAAGGAGACGGAAGACAAGAAAGAGCGCGACUUACGCAGCAAAUAACGGGGCUUCCACACAAAAAGUUCCUUGUUUCGAGAUCAAUAUAAUCAAUAGGAAACAGCAGAUCACAGAUCUAUAUAAAAUGAUUUCGCACAGUCCGCCCAUAUUCAGUCACAGUCCACCCGUCAGUUUUCUGGCGGACUACAUGAGCGGACAUCAGCGGCCGGCAUUGAACUUCAAUGACGAACCCAAUAGAGCAUCGCGCUACUGCCGUCCCCAAGUGAUAACUCUGGCCUCCAAAGCCAUGGUCAACAAUGCCUCGGCGGCCAUGCAGUGCCAGCCGGGUCAACUGAAGGCAGGUGCCACGCCCCUGGGAGUGGGCAGUCGAUCGGGUCGCAGUUAUCUGGAGCGCAUGGCCUCGGCCCCACACCUCAUGAACCAACCAAAGUCAUGCCUCAGUCGCAAGUCCUGUCUGCACAAAACCCCACAAAGUCCCAGCCCCAUAGAUGAACCGGUACCAGCCAACAGCGAUGUCACGGACAACUGCAGUUGCACCAAUGGUACUGCAGCCCACGGAGUAGCCCACUGCGAACAGAGUCGUGGCCCCAAAAAGCAUGUGAUCUUUGCCGAUGAUGAGGGUCUAUCGCUAACCGAGGUUCGCGUAAUGUCCGAACCCUCGAACGUGCCGCCCUAUUGGAGCAUGAAGUUCUUGGAGCAGAUAACACAGGGUCUGGUCAGUCCACAUCCGCCAGAUCAAUGGACGGUGGACUUCAAGCAGCCAGCCUCGGAUUAUCUAUCGUUUAGACAAAAGAUAGAGCGGGAUUUUGUGUCCCUAGAGAAUGUGAUUGUCAAGGAUGAGGAGUCUAUAGUGGUGGGCACCAUCAAGGUGAAGAACGUUGACUUCCAGAAGGAGAUCAUUGUGCGUGUCACCUGGGACGAUUGGAAGAGUCAGCAGGAUAUAUUCUGUACUUUUGCCAGGGCUUAUGGACCGUCCACCUGUGCCCACGUCGUAUUCGAUACAUUCUCGUUCAAGAUCACGCUGCCGCCAUCCUCCAAGCGCUUGGAGUUCUGCAUCUGUUAUCGCACCAACGAUACAGAAUACUGGGACAAUAAUGAUGGUGCAAACUACACGAUCAGCAAGCGUUCACCCUUCUACUACAAUGCCCUCUCUCCCUAUGAUAAGGGUCAGAAUCGCAACUCCAGUCAGCAAAUGAGGUCCACCCUGACCGAUGCCCUGGCCAAGGUGCAGGACCAAAACGGCUGGAAUCAAGAGCCGCUUACACCAUAUUGGUGAAGUCUUGGGAGAGGAAGUGGAUAUUCCUUUUCCACAAGAAAAGUUUCUCAUUUAGGCCACAUGAACAGAAAGUGACAGGAAAACAACAGGAAAUAAUUAGGGACAGAGAGAGAGUCUAAGAGAUUUGAACACUAACGAAACUUUUGACUUAAUCAUAUCUUGGUACAAAUCCCAAAUUAAAGUGCCAUUGACUAGAGAUUUUCUCUACACUAGAUGAGAGACGAGACGAGGGCCCAUAACUACUUUAACUAAGCCAACCCCCGAAUUUUGUAUGUUUGUCCCAUGGAAUUUCAAGAUCAUAUCUUUUAGACAUACUAUUUUUUUAUUUUUUUUUAAUUGUUUGUAUGUUUAUUGGAAAGAAUUUUCUAAAAAAAAACUUGAUUUGUGUACAUGUCUACCUAUUUGCCUGUGUGAUUGUCUACAUCGAUAUAACUGAUAUUAGAUUUAAAGAAACCAAACGAAAAAUAAACUAUAAUAAUGAAAGGAAGUGAAGCUCAUGGCGUGACUUAUCCUAGCGAACCAUUGUUUCGAAAUUUUCUUCAACUGCAAAAUAAAUAAAGAAAAAAUAGCAAACAAAAAAAAACAAAAAUAGGCGCAUUAAAUAUAAUGCAGAAAAAACCACAAAAAUAAAACAUUUUAGUUCAUAAGUUUAUUCGAUGU
Messenger RNA from Drosophila persimilis, 2301 nucleotides. RefSeq names its product protein phosphatase 1 regulatory subunit 3C (gene Gbs-70E). NCBI's taxonomy places the organism in Eukaryota, Metazoa, Arthropoda, Insecta, Diptera, Drosophilidae. Gene Ontology annotation, biological process: regulation of glycogen biosynthetic process. Gene Ontology annotation, cellular component: protein phosphatase type 1 complex. The coding region runs from base 490 to 1641 and encodes 383 amino acids. The transcript has 6 exons. The record is from RefSeq and is a predicted model, not a curated record. Gene Ontology annotation, molecular function: glycogen binding; protein phosphatase 1 binding.